Molecule: messenger RNA, 2135 nt
Organism: Paramacrobiotus metropolitanus
Lineage: Eukaryota; Metazoa; Tardigrada; Eutardigrada; Parachela; Macrobiotidae
Product: excitatory amino acid transporter 3-like
Exons: 15
Coding region: 302-2023 (573 amino acids)
Biological process (GO): L-glutamate transmembrane transport
Cellular component (GO): plasma membrane
Molecular function (GO): L-glutamate transmembrane transporter activity; neutral L-amino acid transmembrane transporter activity; glutamate:sodium symporter activity
Source: RefSeq, a predicted model, not a curated record
GGCGCGUGAAGACCACAGUAGAGGCAAAAAAUUGAUAUGAACCAGUUUAAUGCGGCGGUGCUGAUAGGGGCUUAUGUUUAGGCGGCCCCGAUUGACAGCGCCACAUUUGCUAGACAAAGACCCGUGUCUUCAUUUUUCGAUGCACAGCCAGUUUUUCCUUAUAGCUAGCUGACUUUACGAUGUAAUUGGUCUCAAUGGUGCCGGCAUUUCUGGCAGUGUGGAGUGUUAUAAGCCACCGUUUUUAAGCCAUUAUCGUAUUGGGAUUUAAUGGUGUAAUUCUGCACAUGGUUUUUCUAACAAAAUGACUCGUUUAAAUAAUAAGCAGAAAAGUUACGAUGUCGAGGCGGAAGAGCAGGUUGAACUCCAUGGAUCAAACGAAUUAACCACGGGUAACCAUCGCAGAAAGAGCACUGGCCGAUCAGGAAUGGCCGGCUGCUGUCACUGCACUUGCACCAAAAAAUGUUGGAUUACGGCUCUCAAGAACAAUCUUAAAGUUAUGCUGCUUAUUGUCGCCAUUUUUGCUGGAACAGCGCUGGGAUUCCUUAUGCGGGAAUUUGAAAUCCACAAGGAUCCCCGGAAGAUAAUGUACGUCGCCUUUAUUGGUGACAUUUUUCUACGAAUGCUGAAGAUCGUCAUAUUGCCGCUGAUUGUAUCGUCAUUGAUAUCCGGUUUGGCCGCUUUGGAAUCCCAAACAAGUGGGAAGAUUGGAUUACGAGCUGUUGUAUACUACUUUACUACGACGGUUAUGGCCGUUAUUCUGGGCAUCAUCCUGGUGACAAUUAUACGUCCGGGCAAAGUGGGAGGCCAGGCAAUGAAACCAGAUGAUACCUCCACACCAGAACCCAUUACAACGGCUGAUACGUUCUUGGACCUAAUUCGAAAUAUGUUUCCGCCAAAUCUUGUCAGUGCUACAUUUCGUCAGUACAAAACUCAACUUGUCGAACCGCUCCCUCCGAAAAUAAACGGCACUAUACUAAACACCACCACCCUAGUAAAAGCUGUGGUCGACAAUACGACGGGAAAUAUAACCGAAGGACCGAAAGAUUAUAGCCACUGGAUUAUAAAGGGAACGGAAAUCGAAGGAAUAAAUAUCAUGGGUUUGGUCGUUUUCAGUAUUGUUUUCGGCAUUACGAUUAGUCGGCUUGGAGAGAAAGGGAAGCCUUUGAUGUUGUUUUUUGAAUCACUAAACGAAGCUACCAUGAGCAUUGUUGCCGCUAUUAUGUGGCUGGCUCCACUCGGUAUUACCUUCCUGGUAGCCGGACAAGUGUUGCUCGUUAAAGAUUUCGGAGUUAUGUUGUUUCAACUUGGCUAUUAUUUUCUUACGGUUUUGUCUGGACUAUUAAUUCACGCGUUUGUGGUGCUUCCCAUUAUAUUCUUCCUUUUCACAAGGAAGAAUCCGUUCACAUUUAUAAUCGGCUCAUUACAAGCUUUUGCCACGGGAUUCGCCACCAGUUCAUCAUCAGCCACUCUGCCCAUUACUAUACGCUGUGUGGAAGAAAAUAACGGCGUAGACCCUAGGAUUACCCGCUUUGUCCUACCGAUUGGUUCUACUAUCAACAUGGAUGGAACUGCCUUAUACGAGGCUGUGGCAUGUCUGUUUAUUGCCCAAACACAAGAUGUCGCCAUGGAUCCAGGGAAAAUUGUGGCUGUCAGCAUCACAGCAACGGCCGCCGCCAUCGGCGCGGCAGGGGUGCCGCAAGCUGGAUUAGUGACAAUGGUCAUGGUGCUGAAUGCUGUCGGUCUGGAUGCCAAAUACGUUUCCAUGAUUUUGGCUAUUGAUUGGUUUUUGGACCGCAUUCGCACAACGGUGAACAUUCUCGGAGAUGUCAUCGGAUGUGGUAUCGUACAACAUCUGUCAAAAGACUUCUUAGCCAAAAUGGACGAAGAGCAGAAACUCAAACGCCGAGCUAGCCGGGCGCAACGACUACAGGAAGUUAUGGAGGAUGUGGAAGUGGAGAGUGCACUGCUGCCCAAAAAUGAAGUUAUAAAAUCCGACAACACCGUUGUCCAUGUCCACACCUGAACACGUAUAUAUACGAUGGCUAAGCUGACAAUUUACAACCCAUCGAUAGAAAACGAGCUAUCGUCCGUCCAGUAUUUAGUGGUCUAGUUCCCAAUUAAAUCUGUUUUCUUGA